AAAAUUUUACUUCCGGUAUCGAAUUUUAAAUUUUUAUUUUUGAAAAGUAAGAAUAAAAUCUUGGAAUCUGGCUAAUUUUGUGGUUGUAUUGAUAAAAUAUCGUUUCUAAGAAAGUAGCCUGCUAAUCAUACAUGAACAAUGGUGAAACUGCAUAUUAAGAAGGCAGAGGAGAGUUUGUUUCUUUAUGAAACGACAGUUCAGAUUCUCAUUGAUGAUAUGAUGAAAGAUGUCGCUGCCAUCUAUAACGGAAGACUGAAAGUUGAGCGCUUAUGCUGGGAGGUAGAAUCCCUCUCCAAACAUGGCAUCACACUUCCUCCAAACAUGCAGGGACUCACUGAUGAUCAGAUAACUGAUCUAAAGCUGAAGGAUGAAUGGGAGGACAAGUGUAUUCCAAGUGGAGGAGCCGUCUUCAAGAAAGAUGACAUAGGAAGACGUAACGGACAUGCUCCAAAUGACCAGAUGGCAGAAGUUCUAACAAAAACCAUAGCAGAAGCAAAAGCAAAAAUAUCUAAUAAAAAUGUUGCCAGUAAUAUGUGUGUGACCCAGGCCACAGUUCAAGAUGCCUUAGAUAUCCUAAGAGGUGCUGUAACUAUCGUUUACCCAAUGGGACUCCCUCCACAUGAUCCAAUCAGAGCAGAGUUUGAGAACGAGGAAGAUUUAUCAGGAAGUCAGGCAUCUCUGGACGUCAUUGAAGAGCCACAAGCAGUCCUCUGGUGGGCAGGGAAGGAACUACAACGAGGAAAAAAAUUAAUGGAUUUUAUCGGGAAAAACGAAAAAAACAAAAAUAGUUGCAAAAAUACAAAAGCGAGGGGGCGGAGCACCUGCUCGUGAACCUGUCGUCAAUGAAGAAGAGCAAAAACAAAUGAUGGCGUAUUACUAUAAAAAACAAGAAGAAUUUAAAAAAUUGGACAAAGAAUCUGAGGAUGCUUACUUGGAUUCACAAUGGGCAGAUACCAAUCAACUUAAAAGACAAUUCCAAGGACUCAAUAACAUCAAAUUCCACUGAGACAAAAUGACAGCCAAUGAACCAGGACGUAUUCAGGAACACAGUGAAGGGAGGGGGAGACUGCAUAUGUACAUGUAUAUGAAUACUGAAGAAAUUGUGUCAUACAGUUUACAUUCAAAUCUGAAUUAGUGUCAUUUUCAAAGACAUGAAUACUUACAUAUAUGUGUCAAAUCAACAGUCAAAACUGGAUCAAGGAUCAGAAUAUAGGACCAAUGACCAUUAUAAACUUGUGGAAUGGGACAUCCAUAUUCUGAUAUUCAGUGUGAUGUUGGAUCACAUUAGACAUGUUAAAGCAGAGGAGACUGGGUGUUUAGAAUAUGUUGAAAUGAUCUGUGAGAUAUAUUUUCAAUAUUAUUAAUAUAAAGAUGUCACCCUUGUUGGUGUUAAGACCAACAUGAAAUCUAUUUAAUAA
This is a messenger RNA of Owenia fusiformis, 1418 nucleotides long. The record is from the annotation of a GenBank genome assembly. NCBI's taxonomy places the organism in Eukaryota, Metazoa, Annelida, Polychaeta, Sabellida, Oweniidae.